UCAAGGCAGGGUUUGUUCGGGACGGCGAAACGGUGCCGUUAUGUCGACGAUCUGUGGGUUGUAACAGUUUGUACAGCUUGUUAAACCGGAUUUAACCCCAAGCGGAUGACUUUUUGUGCUCAAAUGUGCUUGUAAAGGAUCUUACAGAGUUGCACCUUUUUGGUUCUACACUACAACUCUGAAGUUUCACGAAGUAGAAGCGUUUUAGUUGGAAGAAGAAGACUCGGUGGACUCGCCUGUGGAUCCCUGCAGACCUCGUCUGCAUUCUGAAGAUCACAGCUGCAGGCCAUUUACUGAUGGGUACAUACUGUGAGGCAGCACACCAAGAGAAGUGCAAAUCAUUCAGAAGAAACAGGAACUGUGAAAGAAUGAAGACAAGCUAGAUGAUUCCAGAGAACUGAAGAGCACUAUAUUUUGGUUGGACAUCUGCACGUUUAAGUAAUUUUAACUUGUAAAUGUGUAUGUGGACUAAAGGCAUUCUUAGAGAAACCUGAAAAGUAACUUUGCUUGUUGAACUGCUAUCAAGUCAGGGGCUCGUCUUCAGAGGAACACUGUGACACAAAGUGAUCAGAAUGAGUGCGGAAGGAUAUCAGUACAGAGCGCUUUAUGAAUACAAGAAGGAAAGAGAGGAAGACAUUGAUCUCCAUGUGGGUGAUAUUUUAUUAGUGAGUAAAGGAGCUCUGGUGGCACUUGGGUACACUGAUGGGCUGGAGCAGAGGCCAGAGGAGAUUGGCUGGCUGCCUGGCUUCAAUGAAACCACUCAGGAAAAAGGGGACUUCCCUGGGACAUAUGUCGAGUACAUAGGAAAAAAAUGGAUCUCUCCCCCCACACCCAAGCCAAGACCCCUCAGACCCUUACCUGUAGCUCCAGGCUCCUUCAAGGCGGAGGCAGACUCGGACUCGGAUCAAGGCUUCUGUCUGCUGGACUUGACAGAGCAGUUUUCCCUUCCAGAGACGGCUCCACCUUUAAUGGCCAGACUGCUGGAAGCUAUCGAGAGGAAAGGUCUGGAUAACCCAACAUUAUAUCGAACAUUUACUGCUGGAGGUGGACUUGAAGUCAGGCAGUAUUAUGAUUGUGAUCCUCCCACAGCUGACCUGGAUCAGAUCGAACUUCCCAUCCUGUGUGAUGGUCUGCGGAGGUACUUGCAGGACCUUCCGCAGCCCAUAGUCCCCACUGCAAUAUAUACUCAAAUGGUCCACACUGCCAAAGAGGUGGUGAAUCCUGAGGAAUGUGGCCAGCUGCUACGUCGCCUAGCCAGCACCCAGAGCCUGCCUCCUCAGUAUUGGCUCACUCUCCAGUGUCUGCUAAGGCAUUUCGCUAGGGUGUGCCAAAACAGCUCCAAGAACCUUCUGAGCGCCAGAGCCCUGGGCGAGAUCUUCAGCCCUGUGUUUUUCAGACAACAGGCCACCAGCUGUGAACCAAGCCUGGAUGCUCAUGUCAAGAUCAUUGAGGUUCUUGUGACCAGUGAAUGGAGUGACAGCCAAGCAGCUCCAGCUCUACCUCCAAAGCCACCCAAGCCCACACCUGUGACUAACAACGGUAUGAACAAUAAUAUGGCUCUACAAGACGCUGAAUGGUACUGGGGAGACAUAUCAAGGGAGGAGGUCAAUGAGAAAUUGAGGGACACAGCAGAUGGUACGUUUUUGGUGCGAGACGCCUCCACAAAAAUGCACGGAGACUACACUCUGACUCUGAGGAAAGGAGGCAACAACAAGCUCAUUAAAAUAUUCCACCGUGAUGGGAAGUACGGCUUCUCAGAUCCACUGACCUUCAGCUCCGUUGUUGAACUGAUCAACCACUACCGCAAUGAGUCUCUGGCUCAGUACAACCCCAAACUAGACGUUAAGCUACUGUAUCCAGUGUCCAAACACCAGCAGGAUCAGGUGGUGAAAGAAGACAAUAUUGAGGCUGUGGGGAGGAAGCUGUGUGAGUACCACCAGCAGUACCAGGAGAAGAACAAGGAGUACGACAGGCUGUAUGAAGAAUACACCAGAACAUCACAAGAAAUCCAAAUGAAACGCACAGCGAUAGAAGCUUUUAACGAAACGAUAAAGAUCUUUGAAGAGCAAUGCCAAACACAAGAGCGGUACAGCAAAGAAUAUAUCGAGAAAUUCAGAAGAGAAGGAAACGAUAAGGAGAUCCAGAGAAUUAUGGGGAAUUACGAGAAGUUGAAGUCCCGGAUAAGUGAAAUUGUGGACAGCAAGCGGCGGCUGGAAGAGGAUCUGAAGAAGCAGGCGGCAGACUACAGAGAGAUUGACAAGAGGAUGAACAGCAUCAAGCCUGACCUCAUUCAGCUCCGUAAGACCAGAGACCAGUAUCUCAUGUGGUUGACCCAGAAGGGAGUCAGGCAGAAGAAACUUAAUGAGUGGCUUGGAAUCAAGAACGAGAACACAGAAGAUCAAUAUUCUAUGGUAGAUGAUGAUGAAGACCUUCCUCAUCAUGAUGAAAGGUCCUGGAAACUGGGCAACAUAAAUCGACUCCAGGCGGAGGCUCUCCUCCAGGGCAAGAGAGACGGAACAUUCCUGGUUCGAGACAGCAGUAAAGCAGGGUGCUACGCCUGCAGCGUUGUCGUGGACAGUGAGGUGAAGCACUGCGUCAUCAACAAAACCCCCUCAGGUUUUGGCUUCGCCGAGCCUUACAACCUUUACAGCUCAUUAAAAGAACUUGUACUUCACUACCAGCACACGUCUUUGGUCCAGCACAAUGACUCUCUGAAUGUGACGCUAGCAUACCCAGUCUAUGCCCAGCAGAGACGGUGAGGACCUGGGCGCACCCACAUGGACACAAGAAAAGGCUUCAUGGGAGUUGGAGAUGCACGUGUUUGGACUCCGUGAUUAAAACAAGGCUCUCUCGCCUCAGAAAGACUUGACAUCAGAGGAAAAGACGCAAUAAAGCCUGGAACAUUUCAGUGACUUUGCCUGACCACAAGCAGCGGCGAGUCUGAAUGUAGAUUUACUUCUCUUUUGCUUUUUUGUGGGAGCACAGAAACAAGCGGAAACUGCUGAACUCUCCCCCAGCAGAGGACAUUUGAGGCCUUUUCCUAAUGGUGCUUGUUCUUUUCAAAGCUUUACCAGCCGGAAUGUUGAAGCGCAGCAGAUGAACUCUUCAGAUGGAUCUGUACCCACCGGCCACAACUUUGUUGUUCUACUUUGUUUUUUUCCUUUCACGUCAUCUGUGUGUGUGUGUGUGUGUGUGUGUGUGUGUGUGUUUCUGCACAAGGGUUUCUGUGUAUGCGGCUGUGAGUGUGUGACUGUCCAUGUGACCAAAACUCAUAGAAUCAGGAAACUGUGUGACGUUGGGGGCUGUGUAACACAUUUGCUCGUGUUAACUGUUCAGUAGCAGACCAUGGAUGAGCUGAUAAAUGUAGCAAAAUGGCACUUUUAACAAAUGUAAUUUUUUUUUUUUCCUUUUUUUGUUUUUGAAAAGACUCCUAUGGACGUUUCUGAGAAGAGCAGAAUGGACAUGAGGUCCACUAACUGCCCUCUUCCUGUUGAGGAUUACAGUGCAGAAGUAAACUUGAUCUUUACUGUGGGCAGGUGAAACUAUGAAUGGACUUACUAUUUCAUGUACAUAUAUGAAAAUGUGCAAAGUCAUGAAUCAAAGUGCACCAUACCAAAAAAGAUCAGUUCCUUUUUAGUUAUACUCUGAUCUGCUAUGCAAUUCUUUCUCCAUUAUUUCUUCAGAAUUGUUUUAUUCUGUUGCAACCCACAAUAUAAGCUUGUUUUAUUGCUUGAAAAGUAUCUUUUCCUGUGUAAAUAUCCAAGAGGAUAUUUUGUGUCAAAAUGCCAAGAUACAGUAAAAAGAAACUGCUUAUGAUUUUUAAAGAUGAUAAUAGAAACAUACUCUUUAUUAUAAAUUACUUUAUGGACUGGUAUAAAGAUGGAAAGAUGAGUAUUUUAUUAGUCUUUUUUUUUUUUUUUGCUUCAAACUAAUGCUCUUCUCAGGCAGAGCCUUUUGAGUAUUCGAGCCGCUUCAGUCAGAUACACUCGUACAGAGCUAAGCCGACAUGCAGUUCUCUGUCAAAACGGACGAAGAGUGUUCGUGAACUCUGAGAACAGGAUGAUGGGAUUUGCAAUGUGAAGGAUGCGUAUUAACACACCUUUUCAGCCAUCACCGCGAAAACAACAGUGUAGAUUUAUUUUGUUAUAAAAUAUAUAUGUUCCCACUUAAAGAUCUAUGGAAGCAGGCUGGUGUUUUCAACUGCUGGAUGUUGGUAUUAAAGAUCAAUAUACAUCGUCCACUUGGUAUUUUUCUGUAUCAGAAAAUCACUGUGUUUACACGGAUGGAUCCGCUCAUUUCUGUAAUUUCAUGUUUCCAAAGGACAACACAUGCCAGUCAAACCCUCAAAGUUCCCAAAAUGUUUGCCACUGCUCAACUGCAUUUUCACGCCCUGUCCUUAUUUUAACUUUGACAAGUCCAGGAUUCAGGUGAUUGUUAAACUAACGGCAACUGGUGAUUCUUCAUUUAUUAGAUGACUGUUAGAUUUUCACAUCUUAUCACCAGAAUGACCAGUUUGUCGCCCUUGUUAGUCUCACUGAUGUGGAGAAAGAAAACAAACUAUAAAUUAGAUCACAAAAUGCCAUUAUGAAUAUCUAAAGACAUAUUUGCAAUCAUAGAUCUACCUGCCACCUAUUUAUUUAGAUGUAAUAUUUUCUCCCCCUAAAUGUACUCUGGUCAGCCCAGCUGUUUCAUUUAUCUUUGUGACAAAUUAGUUGUAAAACCUUAAGCUGAUAUCAUUUUGUUUAUUGCUUCCAUUUUCACUGACAUGUCAAUUUUUUACUUUGUCACUCGUUGUGGCACAAAUUCUGUUUGUGGAAAAUGGUCAGCGUGUGUAUCCAGACUUUUAAAAGACGAGCCUCCCUCUGCUUGUAUCACAUUCAGUUAAAAAAAUGUGGACAAUAACUUUAAAACACGUUGGAUACAAGGACCUUCUAUUGAAAGAAGCGAAGUGUGUGUUUUGGGGGAAAAACUAGUGGAAGACACAUCACAGCCUGGAAUCAACUGAAGAGUUUUUUUGGCCAUGACAUAAUUGACUACGAAGUGUAAAAAAAAAAAAGUGUUGUAGAAGUAUUUGUCCAAAGUAUUUCCUCCAGAAGUAACACAUUGAUAUGAAGUGUGUGAUUGGUUCUUCUAAAACAGGUCACAGAUACCACAUCUGUCACGUGACAUUUAUAGAUGAUCUUAUUUACCUCCCAACAGAUGCUGCAAUGAACAUUUUUGUUUGUUAAUGUCUAAAAUGUUGUGCAGUUCUUGGACAACAUGCACCAUUCUUUUCUUUGCCCCCCUCUGGGUUGUAUGAUUUUAGUUUUUUUUUUUUUUUUUUUUUAAAGCUCAUCUUUUUUGUGGGUGUCCCAGACACAAUGAUUGGAUUGAGAUUUACCAGUGUUCCCCUUUUUUGCUUCAAAUCUGUAUUGGGCUUUGUUAAAAGGAAAUAAAACACUUCUUUUUAAGAAA
Sphaeramia orbicularis (orbiculate cardinalfish) is the source of this 5454-nucleotide messenger RNA. RefSeq names its product phosphoinositide-3-kinase, regulatory subunit 1 (alpha) (gene pik3r1). The transcript has 15 exons. Gene Ontology annotation, cellular component: phosphatidylinositol 3-kinase complex. The record is from RefSeq and is a predicted model, not a curated record. Gene Ontology annotation, biological process: phosphatidylinositol phosphate biosynthetic process; insulin receptor signaling pathway. Bases 573 to 2759 code for a protein of 728 amino acids. Gene Ontology annotation, molecular function: 1-phosphatidylinositol-3-kinase regulator activity; protein binding. NCBI's taxonomy places the organism in Eukaryota, Metazoa, Chordata, Actinopteri, Kurtiformes, Apogonidae.